AUGGAUAAAAAUUUCUGCUGGAUAUUUUUAAUUUGUGUACUUACUUUAAAAAAAUUUAUUGUGACUUUUGAUAAUUUUAAUAUAAGAAGCGCCUACAUCGGCUGCUUUCAGAGGCUCAUUUUUAAUAAUAGUAGUGGGACAGUUAGCACGGUUGAUGAUUGCGUGCAGUUCUGCAAGGGACGAAACACGAAUUUCAUCGCUUUGCGAGGCAGCGAGUGCAACUGCGUCGGCGGAGUAGACUCGGCAGUGCCUUCGGCGCACUGCAACUCUAGGUGCUCAAACAAUGAGGCUUGUGGUGGACUGCACUUAUAUUCAGUUUAUAAAGACAAACCGCGAAAAAUCCACGACGAAAUAUUUUAUUUGAACGAGGAGUUUGCAGAAGAAACAGUGGCCUAUCCCCCGCGCUCUUGCACUCUCGAAGCAUGCGCGCACAUCUGCCUGGAAAGAAACAUGUCAUUUUUUGAAUACAGACAUGACAAAUGCGGCUGUUUUCAAAAUUUUGAUAAGAAAGUCCAGAUUCCAUCUAAUAUAGAAUAUGAUAUGUGUCCGUAUAAUGGAAACGAGAUCUGCUCCAUCCGUUUCCUUCAAAAUUCGAUAAAAUUUACAACUCGAUUUCUGUACGAGUUUCAAAGAGGUUACUCUAGUUACACUCACUGCAAAGAAAACAUAGUUCGAGAAAUAAAAGAUAACUGUCUAGAAGGUUGUAGUGAAGGCUGGAAGGGAGAUUCAUGCAGAGGAAGAGAUUGUACGAGGAACAAUGGUGACUGUGGUAACGAGAUGAAAUGUAUUGAGUCCACGGUCAAUGAUUAUAGGUACGUUGAAUGUGUCUGCCCAUAUGGCACCGUAAGAAACAAGUGGGACUUGUGCGAGUUGUUUCAGGAGAACGUGGCAUUGAAUAAAAAACCCUACGCAAGUUCUGCAUGGAAAGGCAACCCACUAAUUGAUACAAUAUAUUUGAACGACGGAGUUUGUAAGGGCAUCUCCAUAGCUCGCAUUAAUGAUUCGAGAUCUGCAUGGAUGAGCGUCGAUCUCGAAAGGUUUUAUUUUGUUGGAAUUGUAAAAAUUUACGGAGCUCUUGGUACAAAUAUAUUGAGUUACGCUGGACUCGAUAAGUUUGUUGUCAGACUCAGUCAAACGUUUGACACAGACACCAGGACUGACGUACGAAAUCUCCUUAAAAUAUGCGGCCACGGACCUGAGAAAGCCAUACAAGCAGGAAACCCCAUGACUGUUAUCUGUGAAGAUUUUCAAUUGCGUUCAAGAUAUGUCAUUUUGCAGCAGUCGGAUGAAAAGUUUUCCAGAGAUGAUUUCAGUGUAGCAGAGUUGGAAGUUUAUGAAGUUAGUUGCGAUGUCUUGAACGGAAGAUGUGAGCAAAUGUGCAAUCUUUUCAUACAAGAAAACAUACACUUUGUCAGAUGCAGUAUUUGGAAUGAUGAACAAACUGUAACAAACUCGUUUUACGGAUGUUACUUGAAAGUGUCAGGUGACCUUCACUUCAAGAAAGCUGGUUUAUCGUACUUGCAAUGUAGGGAUGCCUGCAAUUCAAUGUCAAAAAGUUUAGCAGUGAUGCAAGCAGGUUUCAAAUGUUAUUGCAGCAGUAGUUUGAACAUAGCUGGUAACACCUCAAUGUUCAAUUGCAAGGCCAAGUAUUACAAAUCCAACCUUAUAUUUGAUGACUGCUUCAUGUUUGACAACUUUUGUAAAGAAAUUAGAAGUAUUUCGCACAGUACUACAAUAACUACCAAAAUUAACACCACUGAUACAACGGAGACUUCGCACAGCACUACAAUAAUUACCAAAAUUAACCACACUGAUGCAACGGAGACUUUGGGAACCAUCGUCAUCAUCAACCCUUCCAACGAACAACACACAGCCACAACUAGCGAAGAGACGGAUAAUUAUGAAUCCUACAAGGAAAAGUUGAUCAUUGCAGCAAGUGUGAGCACGACCACCUUUCUGUUAAUGUUAGCUGGGAUACUUGGACACAUCAUUUUUACAAGGAAGGAUCAAAAAAGAGUAAGCCAAACCUCGGAUAUGAGUUCUGUGAGUUUAGAUACGAGUGGAGCCAAAUCACCAGAUGACAUUUUGGAGAGUGUGAACAGGCAGUUAACAGAGCAUGAAUAA
Molecule: messenger RNA, 2124 nt
Organism: Helobdella robusta
Lineage: Eukaryota; Metazoa; Annelida; Clitellata; Rhynchobdellida; Glossiphoniidae
Exons: 1
Coding region: 1-2124 (707 amino acids)
Cellular component (GO): plasma membrane
Source: RefSeq, a predicted model, not a curated record